Molecule: messenger RNA, 414 nt
Organism: Oikopleura dioica
Lineage: Eukaryota; Metazoa; Chordata; Appendicularia; Copelata; Oikopleuridae
Source: the annotation of a GenBank genome assembly
AUGGGCGAGCGGAAUCCACUGCUAAAGAUUUUGAAAGACAGUGGAAAUUCUGAGACUCUUCUGGACCCUGAAUACUUCAGCGAAGAAAAGAAGGUUAUUGUUUUGGACGAAAAAUAUGAAAAUAUUACGGAGAAGAUGGAAGACUACCAUAAACAAUUUUUAAACGACUGGCACGAAAUGACGGAGUAUUUUCAACAGACGGAGGAGUUAAUUUCAAUCGAGGAAUUCAUGAAACGAACGGACUCUUCGCCCGAGAAAAUUCCACGAGAUAUCUACGAGGCGCUCCACUAUAUCCACGGGUACUCGCAAAUCUGUGCCAGCGAGCCUGCGUCGUGUUCCAUCGGAGAUGCCGACGAGAAACAGAUGGAAGACAGAUUUGGAGAAACACCAAUAGUUCUGGGUUCAUCCACUUAG